GACUAGGAGUCUGAUAUUGUGUGCGUCUGCCGUGUACUAUAUAAAUGCGAGCAGAACGUGAUCACAAUGCUGUGAGAAACAAAAGAGGAUAGACAUUAGACACAAGUUACACAAAGCUGAUUUUAACGGUGCAAGAAAAUGGAAAAUGGGUCGGCGAUAAUCGAGCACAAAGCGUACGCUCGGGUGGGUUUGCUCGGCAACCCAUCGGACGUUUAUUAUGGGCGGACCAUCUCACUGGGCGUUUCCAACUUUUGGGCCUCCGUUCGCUUACAGCCCUCCAAUCAACUCGUCAUUGUUCCUCACCCUGUUCAUGAUCUCGUCCACUUUAAUUCCCUUUCCCACCUGGUGGAUCGGUUAAAGAAUGAAGGUUAUUAUGGAGGGGUGCGGCUGCUUAUGGCGAUUUGUAAGAUUUUCAACAAUUACUGCAGGGAUAAUAAGAUUGAUCUUCAUGACCGGAACUUCACUCUUUCAUACGACACUAAUAUUCCUCGUCAGACUGGUCUAUCAGGAUCGAGUGCCAUUGUAUGUGCUGCCCUUAGCUGUCUUUUGGACUUUUACAAAGUUAAGCAUUUGAUUAAGGUUGACAUCAGACCAAACCUUAUCCUCAAUGCGGAGAAGGAACUUGGAAUCAUUGCUGGUUUACAGGACAGGGUGGCCCAAGUGUAUGGGGGCGUCGUAUUUAUGGACUUUAACAAGAAAUCCAUGGAUGAGUUGGGGCAUGGAGUAUACACACCCUUGGAUAUUGGUCUUCUUCCCCCACUUUAUCUCAUUUAUGCUGAAAAUCCAAGCGACUCUGGCAAGGUACACAGCACAGUUCGACAAAGGUGGCUGGAUGGAGAUGAGUUUAUUAAAGCAUCUAUGGAGGAAGUUGCAAAUUUAGCUCUAGAAGGACACAAAGCAUUAACCCAAAAAGACCACACCAAGCUCGCAAGUCUUAUGAAUCGUAAUUUUGACCUACGGAGGCGCAUGUUUGGAGAUGAUGCUCUCGGUGCCCUAAACAUUGAGAUGGUGGAAGUAGCUCGUCGUGUAGGGGCAGCAUCAAAGUUCACGGGCAGUGGAGGUGCUGUAGUUGCAUUCUGCCCUGAUGGACCUUCACAAGCAAAGCUUCUGGAGGAUGCUUGUCAUAAAGCAGGUUUUAUUAUUCAGCCUAUCCAAGUUGUUCCGUCUCGUAUUACUGGGACUGAUUCUUAAAGUUGUCAAUGCAUUUUAUAUCUGGAUGUUUCAUUACUAGUUACCAACAUUUCUCCUUUUCUCCCAAAUUUGUUUUAUAUGGGCAAAGCAUGCGAAAUUCUUCUUCUUUUCU
Molecule: messenger RNA, 1303 nt
Organism: Daucus carota subsp. sativus
Lineage: Eukaryota; Viridiplantae; Streptophyta; Magnoliopsida; Apiales; Apiaceae
Product: glucuronokinase 1
Exons: 6
Coding region: 139-1191 (350 amino acids)
Molecular function (GO): ATP binding
Source: RefSeq, a predicted model, not a curated record